Messenger RNA from Closterium sp. Naga37s-1, 552 nucleotides. NCBI's taxonomy places the organism in Eukaryota, Viridiplantae, Streptophyta, Zygnematophyceae, Desmidiales, Closteriaceae. The record is from the annotation of a GenBank genome assembly.
AUGGCCAAUUGCUCCGACCUGCCCUUCUCGCCGCCGCUCAACAUCCAAGUGAACCUCACGGGGAAGGAGGACUGGCAGGUGAGGGCAGGGGAGAGGGAGGUGUGGGUAGGAGGACUGACAGCCCCUAUUCCAAAUGGACAGUGGCGGGUGCAAGGCAUGCGGCAUAUACGAGAAGGGCCGCUUUUCCAAAUGGACAGUGGCGGGUGCAAGUCGUGCGGCAUAUACGAGAAGGGGUGGAUAGCAGACAGCCCCUACCUGCUCUUCCCGCUCUGCGAGUCCAACUUCUCAACCCCCAAGGGCCACUCGCCCGCCCCCGGUGCCGCGGGCUUUGGGGAGCUGCUGCUGGCGGACCCAACGGGCACUGUAGAGUUUGUGCUCUCGUGCCCUGCUUGUGUGAGGGACUUGGAAAUGAGCACAGGCGAUGUGGUGCUGCGGGCUUUGGGGAGCUGCUGCUGGCCCGACCCAAAGGGCACGUUCGAGUUUGUGCUCUCGUGCCCCGCAUGUGUGAGGGACCUGGAGAUGAGCACAGGCGAUGGUGAGUUGAGUGGUUAA